GUGGUGCUUCUUCGGAUCCAGUCCUGCCGGAAAAAAAACCCAAGAACAUUAACCCCGUUCCCCCGCCCCGCUGGCUGCGUCUGGGGUUGGGCCGGCUUCUCGCCCUUAUCUUUUUUUGCAUUUCCCUUUUGCUCUGCGGGUCCAGAGAUCCCGAACUAAGGAUCCCCCCCUCCUCUUUGUUUUUUUUUUUUUGCAGUCGCUCUUAUUUUAUUGGAAGCCGAUCCCAACCCCCUCCCCAACGGGAUCGACCUCCCACCCUCUCCGGUUUGCACCCCAGAUCUGAAGUCGGAAAGAAGGCAAAAGCGGCGAGAAAAGUUGAUCCCCAGGCGCGGUGGUUGGAGGAGACGGACAGAUCUUGUCUUCAACGUGACAUUGGAUUUUCGGAGCCUUUGAAUUGAGAAGAAGCCCAAAUUCUGCGUCGGGAGAAUUGCAGAUGUACACAGAGAAAAACGCUCUGUUUGGGGAGGUAUACCGACAUGCAUUUCUUAAGACCGUGGCUGCUAGUUUGUCUUGGAUAAGAUGGUGACGUGGCAGAACACUGGAUUUUGAUAUGUAUAAGUAACCCAACACUUGCCAUAUGUAUUGCCUGGACUGAGAGAAUAUAUUCUCCACAGCCAAGACUCAGAGUAAUUCCAAGGCUGGAUGAUUUAUGGAACAGGCACAGUUGUGGUUUACUGGCCAGCUGAGCCAGCAACCUCUGUCUCCAGUGACAUGAAGCAAGCCAAGCCAAGCUAACUCUAGCAGGACCAAAGCACGACACACUUGUGAAACGCUAUAUUAUAUCCUACUGUACUAUAUCCUACUUGUGCAGAGCUGACUGUGGAGAACCUAAUGAAGUGUUAGGCUGACUCAUUGAUCUUCGUUUAUAAACACCAGCUGUUUCCUUCUCCCUACCUGGACUGGGGUGAUCGCCGAAGAGACCCCCAUCCUGACUUCCUUCGCCGCACCAUGUUCUUCAGUAAAGUCCGGUCAUGGCUUCCUGCGCUGCCGUCGCUACGAGGAAAAGCGAAGCAGGCGGAGGGGCCCGGGGCCUUGUCAGAAUCCCCGGCACCUCCCAAGGCAAGGUGGUGGACUGGCCACUGGAUUUGGGGGGCCAUCAGGUGGAGCCGAAGUUCGGCCCCCAUAGGAGAGCAUUCCCUCUUAGCCGGGAUCCCCCAGCACCUGUCCCCCCGCUACACCCAGCCCACGGAGCUUCCGGAACACUUCCAGAUCUGCUUCAACUUCGCCCGCCACCUCUUUGACUUGUGCGUGGUCACGUUGCUGUGCGCCUCUUCGCCGGUGUUCCGGCUGGCCUUGGACAUCUUGGGCUUCGGAGGUCCCCUGAAGGUCUGGCUCCACGGGGUCGCCUGUUUCUUGGUCACGGCGUAUGGGAUGUACUUGGCCCUCUGGCUGGUGCAGGAAUACCUGGUGCAGUUUGCCUGCCUCUACGGCUUCCUGCAGACCUUGGUCUUGUGUGUCAGUAUGCGGGCUGGAGACUACGAGGACCAGGAAGCGGACCCGGGUACGGCCCCCGACGCAGCCAAGGAAGACCAACAAUCAGACGUGGAAUUGCACAAACAGUAAUCACGGUUCUGCGAAGGAAGAACGCAUUGAUCCUCCUCCUGCGGCUACUGGGGAAGACGCGGGUGGGACGGAAGCCAAAGAGAUCAACCAAGGAGGUGUCCACUGGGACAGAAAAGGGGCGUUUUUCUUACAUAUUUAUAGAUGGCGAGGCGGACGAAAGGGAGGUUUGUUGGUAUGUGUUUGCCAAAAACGAAUGCACAAUUACAGGGAUUGACUCAGGGGAUCUGAUACAGAGUCUUAACUUGUGAACGGUUAAAAGACCAAUCUGUGAAGGGAUGUGAGGGAAGGCCCCGUAAGGCAGGCAGAGAAAUCAAAAAAACAGUCGGCCUUUGGAAGCAGAACUUAAAAGAGGGAAGAAAGCCGGGCAACUUGAAACUGCUUUUCCUGUUAUGGCCCCUCCCCCUUUUCCCCUGAGGAAUCUGGGAAAUGUAGUCUUGGAGGGAAGGACGGAAAGGCAUGCGGAAGAGUUCUUUGCUAGGGAUUCUGAGCCUCUUCUUGGCAGCUGAUGGCCAGCAGGUUGGCUGGCACUGUUGACGGAUGCAAAAAGCGGCACACGCCCUUCCCUUGCGAUCUCUCUGUGCCUGCAUUUUCAUCCUACUCUGGGCCUUUGGCUUGCCUCCAUCUGUUGACAUUUCAGGUGAGAAGGCCUGGUACGAGCCAUAUAGAAGGAGUUGUUGGAACCCCACUGUGAAACUACAAAACAAUCCUAUGUGAUCGUGCAAGCCCAGGCAGGUGGCUGUUAUUUGGUCACAACCUUUAGGAGUGGAAUAAUUGAGCCUAUAGCCGUAGUGGCGAACCUUUGGCAUGCCAGAUGUUAUGGACUACAAUUCCCAUCAGUCCCUGCCAGCAUGGCCAAUUGGCAGGGGUUGAUAGGAAUUGUAGUCCAUAACACUUGGAGUGCCAAAGGUUCGCCACCACUGGCCUAUAGGGAGGUUUGGGAGACUUGGAAGAGCUAUUAUACUAGUUGCAGCGCAGUUUUCUAGGCUAGAUCCGUCCAGUUCUAGAACAGAGAGAUGGAUGGAAUAAAUCUUCCCUAACCAGGACCAAAGAAGAGAUUUAACUCUAGCUGAGCCACGGUAGACUAUAAGGGUGGGUUGGGAUAGGAUUUGGGGGUCCGAUCUAGCAACCUGCCGCAGAGAUUGUCUUCAAUGGAGUGGGGGUGUAACCCAUUGUAUAUGUGUGUGAAAUCUUCUGUGCCCUCCCCCCAACUGAAAACAGGAUUGAGAUGGAGAAUUAAGAAAUGGGAAAACAAAUGGUAACAAUGGGUAAAGGGGGGGGGGGUCUUCUAAAAACAUGCUUAGAUCUGAAUGGCGCUGCUGCUUCAGUAGAUGGGCGAGAUAAACAGACAAAAGAUUCCAGUGGGGUUGUGAGCUGGUCGAAGCAGUUGCGAGGAAUCACAGAAGAGAAUGCAAAAGUCAGCAAAAAGCCCGUGACUAACUGAGCGAACAAUUUUUGCCGCUGUUGGUCAGGGUUGGGAUGGCUUUUCACAAUUUAACUGAAGUGAAAAUAGCAGAGGGUGUCCGGGCCACUGAUUUCCCGGUCAGAGAUGAGCGAUUUUUGAGCCUAGAAUUUCUCCUGAAUCUGAGCCUAGAAUUUCCUCUUCCUGUUCACCAGCAUUUAGAUCCACCUGCAGGUCUGGGAGGGGCUAAACUCCUCCUCCUGUUCUUUUUUACCUUUCUAGCAAUACUAAAAUAACCCUGCAGGAUCACAGCAUAUGCUUACUGACGUGGGGGAGUAAAUUGCUCUAACCAUCUGUGGACAGUGCCUCACUCCGCUCUCCAUUAUGCACCAGCUAUAGGGUAGGUAGCCAUUUUACCCUAUUACUGAACAGGUGGUACAGGUGACCUAGCUUCCCUGCCUGGGGCAGGUCACUUAGGGACAGGCUGGCCAUCUGUCUGUGACUGGCUUUACCUUAAGUAGGAACAAAUGUUUUUCUUGGCAGCCAGAAAAUCCUUCAGGGACCCUUCUAGCCUGAUGGCACCCUGAAAUCUAGAGCAAAGGCCCCGCCUUGGUUUAAAACAUCCCACCGUUCAGUGGUGGUAGUUCUUAUGGCACUUCCAGCUAAUGGACUACAAUUCCCAUCAGCCCCUGCCAGCAUGACCAAUUGGCCAUGCUGGCAGGGCCUGUUGGGGAUUGUAGUCCAUAACAUCUGGAGUGCCAAAGGUUCGCCACCAUGGCCAUAGUUCAACUACAUCUACUACUUCAAAAUGAUAUGGCACGGACAUGCUAAUUCUGCAUCUCGGAUAUACAGCUACCGGUGCGAUGUUUAAAAUUAAUUCAUCCUCCGGCGUCUCUUAUGAUAUAAAUUUUGUUGUUCCAUUAGAAUGUCCACUUAUUUGUGUCAUCCCACCAGUAUGUAUGUAGCAAAAAAGGGGGGGAGGGAAAGGGGGGGACCAAACAAAAUGCAAACUUCAUGGCUUUGAGAAAUAAAUUGUUAUUGCAGCCACAUACAUAGCUCACCUCAACCCCAUUCUAGCAGAAAGUCUGCUCUUUGUUUGGGAUAAAACGUCACUGGCUCUCCAAAAAGAUCUCCGAGUGUGUUCCUUUCCUGCAUCGGGUUUUGCCUUCUGAAUUUCCUAGCCCUGAAUUAAAACACCCAGGUCAUAUAUGCUGGUGCAACAUCCAGCACUCAUUUCAUAGUCCUCUCCUCCCAUAUAGGUCAGAAUCGAUUUUUUUCGGCCCCUGGCCUCUGGCAAGAAUCAAACCUUAAACCUCUCGGUUCCAAUCUACAGUGUCUUACAAAUGUCUGACCUGGUCACUUGACCAGUGUUGUGCUUUUCACUCAGUCAAGACAAUCGUGUUCUGACUCGGUCCGAAGGGCAAACCCCCUAGAAUUGAGUCACAAUGGUUUUUGCUGCGACAUCCAUCCAAUUGGAUAGGGUUUGGAAGCAUCGAAACAUUGUCCUUUCUGUCAGGGCUGGCUC
Molecule: messenger RNA, 4487 nt
Organism: Sphaerodactylus townsendi
Lineage: Eukaryota; Metazoa; Chordata; Lepidosauria; Squamata; Sphaerodactylidae
Gene: LG03H6orf47
Product: linkage group 03 C6orf47 homolog
Exons: 3
Coding region: 949-1563 (204 amino acids)
Source: RefSeq, a predicted model, not a curated record